AUGGAGAGCGUUCAAGGAGUCGAUAUCUCUUGGAUGACUACGCAUAGCUCCAGCAAAGGAGAUCACAAUUCCAAGCCACCGUCUCCGACUGUUGUCACAAAGCCGGAUAAGGAACCGAAGUUGGCACAAAAUGGAAAUACAAGUGGAAAUGGAAAUGCGAAUGGCAAUGGCAGUGGGAGUCCGGUUGAAGCGCCGUCUAAGCCUAAGCCAAUACCUACUCCAAGGCCAAGUUUUGCACGAAGUGCAUCAUCCGAGAAAACGGCAACACUGAAUGGAAGCGUUGGAAAGCAGCCGCCAUCUCCUGGCUCACGGCGAAACUCAUGGCUUUCCAGCAUUUCCUCGAAAUUCUCCUCUUCUCCAGCAACGAACAAUACGCAAACGACCACGCCACCAUCACCGCUACCCACAAUCUCCUCAUCCACGGAAUCAACCAUACCUCCUGGGCCCCUUUCGCCUAAGAACGCAGUUCUACCCCACGCGGUGAAGGCGGUUGGCGAUGCUCCCUACACGCCCGCUCCACCCAAAUCCACACAACCCAGCUUUCUACAGAGCGCAUUGCGCAGAUUAUCCUCCUCGAGUGGCCAAUUAUCUCAUCAACCGAGGGCAAUGCAGCAUGGACUAUGUGAAAGGAAGAUACUGAAUGUGGAUCGCAACAGAGAACGAUGUCCGAUAUCAGACUUAGACCAGUCGAAACUUCGAAGAGUUGCGUUUUGCGUUGAUGUAGAGAUUGCGAGUGGGCCCAAGUACCAUGAUGAGAUGGAAGAUGAGAAAAAGGUGGAGGGUAAGAAGAGGGUAGAGAAGGGUGAGAAAGGAGAGGCGGAAGCCCUGAAGCACCCCGAAGCAACUAGGAUUGAAAAAGAAGAGGAUGGAGUUAUUAGUGCUACUGGAGAGAAAGUAGGGAAAGAAACAGAAAAGGGCGCCUUAGAAUUCACUAAAGAGGCAAAGGAAGAUUUGCACCACGAUGAAAAGGAUAGCAAGAAGAAGGAAAAGAAGAAACGUAGUGAAGAGGAGAGAAAGGCUCGAAAAGAAAAGAAGAGAAAGCUGGCUGAAGCCAAUGGCUCUAUUCCAGUGGAACUUGUCAGGAAUGCUAGUGAUGAUUCUUUGGGAAGUUCGUUGACUGGAACUGGAACCGGUACUGGAACACCAGUGACGCAGAUAUCGCCUACAACCGACCCUGUAAGGAUAUACCGACGAUGUUGCCAGCUUCGAGAAACACCUAUCUUGAAGAAGAUCACGGAGCAGCUGACAGCAGCGGCAACUAAUAUGGCAGUACCCGGCAUUGUCAACUCGUUAGAUCUUACGGGAUACUGGCUUCAACUGCCUGACCUUGUGACGCUUGGUGAUUAUUUGGCUGUUGUUCCGGUCAAGGAACUUAUCAUGGAGAAUUGCGGGCUCACUGACGAAGGUCUUCGUGUCAUCCUCGCAGGCUUACUAGCCGCCAAGUGCCCCAACUAUAGCAGAAGACGAUCCAGAAAGUUCAAGGACGGUGAAGUGCACCAGGGUGGUGUUGUUGAACGCCUCGUCUUCAAGAACAACGUCAAGAUUGGGAAAGAUGGAUGGCGGCAUAUGUGUUUAUUCAUAAACAUGUGUCGGUCACUUAAAUCGUUAGAUCUUUCGAAUGUACCAUUUCCACAGUCGUCGCAAACGACGACAUCGACUUCCGGGUCUCACCUACAGAGGACGUCGAGUACGACGUCCAAUCCAGAAGUAUCCUGUCUUCUUUCAAAAGCUUUGGGCGAGCGUCUAGCUGGAAAAGAGUUUGAAUUAUUGAACGUCGCGGAGUGUGGUUUGACGACUGAUCAGCUUGGAAGUCUCAUAGAUGGCGCUAUUAAGUCAGGCUUACGUCGACUUGGUGUUGCGGGGAACCACAUCACACAUGAAGGUAUGCAGCAUAUCGCACGCUACCUGCAAAACGGCACAUGUGAAGGUCUUGACUUGGGAGGUAAUGACUUGAAGAAUGAACUGGGUGCCAUUGCCGACGUCUUGGAUUCCGGGAAUGGCCUCUACGCCCUCAGCCUGGCUGAUUGCAACCUCACACCUGACUCAUUGUGGACGCUUUUCCCAGCUCUGACCAAGCUGAAGAACUUUCGCUUCAUCGAUUUAUCCCAGAACCAUGCACUAUUCGAGACGCAGCCAAGUGCAAUUUCUCUUCUUAGGAGGUACAUACCGAAAAUGCCCAUCCUCCGGCGCAUACAUCUUACAGAUGUGUCAAUGGACCCUGACCAAGCAAUUGCAUUGGCAGAGAUUUUACCCGAAAGUCCUAGUCUUGCUCACCUGACAAUAAUGGAGAAUCCCAAGAUUGCUGCAUUAGCUGACGCGAGGGAGGAAGCCAGUCAGGAGGAGGCAUGUGCCUUAUAUGCAUCGCUCAUGGCCGCAGUACGGGUUUCCAAUACACUAAUGUGUAUUGAUAUUGAGGUACCAUCCAAUGAAUCGAGCGAAAUAGUGAAAGCAUUAGCCAAGCAAGUGGUUGCGUACUGCUUGCGCAAUAUGGAGCGUGGCCCAGUCGCUGAAAUCAGUCAAGCCGCUGCACCAAUAGCGUCCGAUUCUACCAAAGAGGUUAUCGUUCCUGAUGUAUUGCUGCAUCUUGUCGGGCAUGACGAAGGCGGUAGCGUUAGUCAUGACGAAGAUGAUCCAGCUCCAGACGAUGACUAUGUGAUCGGUGGAAGCGGUGUGGUGAAAGCAUUGGGAAUUUGCUUGCAGAACAGAGGAAAUGAUUCUAGAGGACCAGGUUCAGAACAUCGUUCUCAGUCUCGCAGUGGAACGGCAUCGCCGAGGCCCCCUGUUCAUGGUGGCAAGGCCAAGGAUAUGUCUAAGAAUCUUCUUGGAAGUGCUCGUAAAAUACGAGCACGGUUACAACCUGCUCUGGUUAAGGAAUCGCGGGCGAAAGAUAGAGUCAACUAUCAACGCCUACUGUUCCUUGACCAGACCCUGGAGGGAAUGAUCAACCGAUUCGAGGAUGAGUAUCCAGAGACACGCGUAGGACCACCCAUACCCAUACAACCAACUUCAGAAAGCAAAGAGGACACCCAGGAAAGCCCACUAGGCAGCCUCACAGGAAGUGUCGAUUUCCCUAAUAAUCACGAUGGACAUGGUUCAGAUACCGAGCCAGCACACCUCGAGGUCCCAAUGUCAGACGAUGAAGGUGAAACGCUUCGACCAGCUCUCUCAAGGCACAACUCAGACGUGUCACUUGCCUCCCGGGCCCUAAACGAGGAAGAAGGCCGAAUGCACAGAUUUGGCCAGCAAUUCCGUCGGGAAAUCAUCAAGCCUGACGCCGAAAACGCGACCGGCAAAGAGACGGAGCCGCAUCACAUACAGAUCCUGCGAGCGUUCGUCGAUGGCCUCGGUGGCGAGGAGAUCCGCGACCGCUUUCAUACUCAUGGGCAUGAGGCGCUCCUGAAUGACAUGAGCAACGAAGCGAAGCUCCUGAAACAGGAACUUAAAGCCCAGGAUCCCGAGGCGUGGGAGAAGUUUGUGGAAGCGCAGCAGGCGGCGGAGAGGAAUCGGAGUUUGCAGGUGGGACAUGUGCAUGAGGGACAUGCUGUUAGUAGUAGUGCGGUGGUGGAUUAG
Glarea lozoyensis ATCC 20868 is the source of this 3570-nucleotide messenger RNA. Its product is annotated as RNI-like protein. NCBI's taxonomy places the organism in Eukaryota, Fungi, Ascomycota, Leotiomycetes, Helotiales, Helotiaceae. The transcript is spliced from 4 exons. The record is from RefSeq and is a predicted model, not a curated record. Bases 1 to 3570 code for a protein of 1189 amino acids.